AUGCACGUCGAGACGGCGUCUUCGAAGGUUCAUGCUGACCAAAAUGCGUCAUCGUUGCCCAUUGAAGCGACUCGACGCCUUUCCAGUCCGAUGAUCGUCGGCCUGCAUGGCGGAGGAGUAAUGAUCAGCUCUCGAGAGCAAUCAAACCGCAUCAAAGCUGCGAGUAGUUUGUUUCCCGACGAGGAGCAUUCGUACGAGCCCCGAAGACACGUUCGCUUCGCCGCUCUCAGUCGAAAUGCGCUGCCGUAUGCUGAACCUGUUUGUCGCCAACGAAAACCAAGAAAAUCUCCUCCGAAACGCAAGAUUGUACCACCUCCGCAGCCAGAUUCUACUAAGGUUAACUUUCCUAUUUCUCCAACAGUCCAAGCGCUACGAAAGAAGAACGUCCGUAAGUCACCGAAGAAGACAAAUGAAGAGAGAGCCAAGUACCAAACUGUUGUGCGUGAAGCAUACAGUGAAGAUCCGGAUGCGCGCGAAUUAUGGGGAUUUUCCAUGCGGUACUCCCCGAAGAAGCAAUUAGAAGCUCAAUGGCGCGCGACCGAAGAGCACAAGCAGCGAGCUUUACUCGAGAAACAGGAAGAAGUUACGCGUCAGAAUGAAGUCGCUCUUCGAACCGAGAAAGCUGCGAUUUCCGGGGAAGUUGACUACGCAGAGUACUUAUAUCUGGCCAGCUUGUACGGCCCGCUCGACGCUUUACUCUACUGCUGCUGCCCUCCUGGAACUCAUGGUCGUAUCUAUCGACUGCUCGUGGACGUUAGCGCUCGUCGACUGCAACGUUGGGCUCCUAAACGAGUGGCCGCGUUGCGACAAUAUUGGAUUGCUUAUUUGGCUCGUGAAGUGAGCUCGAACAGUGUUGCAGAAGGUCUGGAGUCGAUAGUACACAGCUUCCACCAGCAACGCCAAGCCACCGCGUUGUUCCAGCGUCUUCAGCUGCUUCGUGUAGCAAUCGCCCUCCACGCCUGGCGUCGUUACACUGUGCGAAUGUAUCAUCUUCGUGAGAAAAUGCGUUUAGCCUUGGCGAAAGACCUCGAAACACGCUUCUAUCAAUGGCGAGAGAACGUGGAGGCGCAAAAAUUAUUCCGAAGACAACUCAAGCACAUUGCGCGACGGAAGAUGCAUUCGAACAGUGGCAAGUCUGGCGUACUCAGCACGAAAAAAUACGUUGCCACCUCGUACAGCAGUGACUCAAGAUGA
Molecule: messenger RNA, 1194 nt
Organism: Phytophthora sojae
Lineage: Eukaryota; Oomycota; Peronosporomycetes; Peronosporales; Peronosporaceae
Exons: 1
Coding region: 1-1194 (397 amino acids)
Source: RefSeq, a predicted model, not a curated record